Molecule: messenger RNA, 5756 nt
Organism: Lethenteron reissneri (Far Eastern brook lamprey)
Lineage: Eukaryota; Metazoa; Chordata; Hyperoartia; Petromyzontiformes; Petromyzontidae
Product: transmembrane protein 181-like
Molecular function (GO): toxic substance binding
Source: RefSeq, a predicted model, not a curated record
AAAAAACCCUUGUUCGGAAGUAAAUUAAUUAACUGGGAAUUGCAAUGCAUUCUCAUGGCUGAGUUAUUACGUUACUGAGGAAUUAGUUUGAGUCAUCUUUUAAGGAAAACCAAACAGCCUCAUCAGGAAUAUUUUCCAGGAGAGCCCGAUACCCUGGGAUGUUAAACCACGCACAUGUAAUGUAUAGAGGGGGCCCUAGCUAACAAACAGGCGGUAGUUCACACGCGUUGUUUCAAGCGAAACAGCCGUGACUGCUGGCGAGACACUGAAUGUCAAAACCGGCCAAAAGUUGAUUCUGUUGAAGUGAUGCUGCUGAUCCAAUCCACUCCCGAGAAGUCCGUUUCGCUCGCUGAUGGGAUGUGUAAAUAAAUACCCUAAUGUGUGUGUGUAGAGGGACAUUUAUGAGGAGGCGUAUUGUUUGAUUGUUUACUUUAAUUUGUCCGUGGCAGCAAACUGGAGUAUACUCACCCCUAAAUGUCCGCACAGAUGGGUUCACCAACCCAGAAUCAGAAUCUUUUCAGAUUUGCUGUGCUGCCAAGUGAUGAUCCUGGCGACCUCGCAGCAACACGGCGUGCUCUAUGAGUGUCACCGAUGUGCUCGAUGCAGCAAAUAUCACAACCCGGACAAACAUAAAUAUAUGGAUAAUGAAAUGGUACACAUGAAUAAUUAUAUAAUUUAGUCAAAUGGUUCAUGUAGAAAGUGCUCUUGCUAUGAUAUUUGCAGAUAUGCGAGUGCGUUUUAAGUCUUAGUUUUAAAUGUGCCGAGUCCGUAUUGUAUUCCUACCUAGUUAAGAUAAGUUUGAAUUUAAUAUUUGAAUAAGUUGAGACGACUCGAGGCAUUCCAGUGUGCCUGAGGGAACUGAACCCGCAUGCCCAGCCACUGAAUGCCCAAAUAGAUUUUGUUCUGCCGGAUAGAGGGGGUCAAAUGGGCGUACACUGGCUAGAGAAGAGAUGGAGUGAUGUGGUACAGGAGGAUAUGGAGUCUGAGUCGACUUGCAGAAGACUGGUACCAGCGGUGUCAAGAUCGGCUUUUGUGGAGGAGGCUCGUGAAGGACGCUGCUACUGGGCAGUUGGAGGCAGUCGCCCUCCAACAACAACGGAAGGCGGAGGAGCGAACCUCACAACAAUGAGCUGAGCACCGGGCGGCUAAAACGCAGCAAGUUGCCACUGUAGGGGGCAGAGGUGGUGCACCUGCCAAUCAUCUCGGUCAACCCAUGGGACCUGGGUACGUCCCGUGACCACCUGCCAGCAAGCCUUGGGCACUUCACAUGGCUUCAAGCCUGGGCUCAUGGCAGGCCCUGCGGCUCUUCACGCUCACCAAGCGGCAGUUCACCCUCGUGUUCGUCACCUUCUUCACAGCGCUCGCGCUCAUCCUGCUCAUCGGAAUCAGCGGCCCUGAAAUCACCGAGUCCCACAUCCUCAAGGCCACGGAUAUAGAAGAGCAUCCGGAUGACCUCAGGACAGCAGUGGAGUACCCCUUGGAGACUCCGGAACUCAAUCCGUUCAACCAGCAGCUCUGGCUGACCUUGCGCCUGGAGCUGGAGACACCGCCAGCCGAAGUGGUGAGGACGGAGCUCACUCUCACGGUAGUGCUGCUGGGCAUCACGGGGGAGAAGCAGGAUGAGCUGAUCAGCUACAGCAACGCGCGGAGCCACAACUACACGGUGAUCUGCAAUAAGGUGCCGACGUGCAACGAGCUGGUGGUGCUCCACCUGGGGUCGAUGGCCUACGGCCACUACUCCGCGCGUCUCCGCCUCCACGGGCUGGGUGACCUCGCCAUCCCCGUGCGCCAGAUCUACUUCACUUUCAUGACGUACAACAAGACGUUCACGCUCAUCGAGGUGUGGUUCCGCUUCUUCUUCGUGCUGCUGAGCUUCAUCAUCAUGUGCGUGUACGGCUGGCUCAUGCUGAAGGUGCCGCUGCUGGAGUGGACCAUGGAACAGAAGUGGACGACCGCCCUGCUGCCUAUGCUCGUCCUCUACAACGACCCGUUGUUCCCCGUGUCCUUCGCGCUGCGCAACUGGGUGCCCGUGCUGCUGGACGCUGGCUUCCAGGCCUCCUUCCUCGCCGGCCUGCUCUUGUUCUGGCUGUGCGCCUUCCACGAUUUGCUCCUGCAGCCCAACCGCCGGUGCUUCCUGGGCUUCUACUUGCCGAAGCUGGUGAUCGUGGGGCCCAUGUGGCUCCUGGCGCUCACCCUGGGUGUCUGGAGGAUCGUCAACGAGAACUACGACCCGUCGUACCACUAUAGGGUGGACGCCGGGGUGUUCCUGGCCCUCAAAGUGGUUUUCUUUUUCCUGGGCGGCCUCUACCUGUGCUACAUCGCCAUGCUCGUGGGACGCUCCUUCAGGCAGCUCAAGCAGACCAACUAUCACGGCAAGGAUUCCAUGAUACAGGUGCUCAUCCCAAACCUACGCCUCAAGUUCCUCACCGUCUUCACCUUCAUCGUCCUGGCCAUCAGCUUCGCCAUCCUCUUCCUGAGGUUUGGGAUUCAUGGCCUCCAGGACAACUUUGUCGCUGAGCUCUCCACGCACUACAAGAACUCCGCAGAGUUCCUCACCUUCUUUGCCGUGCUCAACUUCUACAUGUACACGCUGGCCUUCGUCUACUCUCCAUCCAAGUUCGCCGCGAGCGAGUAUGGCCAAGACGAGAACGCUCAGCCCAUGCUGAGGCGGUCGUACUCCCUGCGCAGCUCAUCCAUCAAACCAGGAGACGCUUUGGGAGGAAACUCUGCCUUCCCGCUCAUGUUGUUGACGGACGAAGAGGAAGUGUGAAGCCGGCGGGACGUGUGGUGGGUUCGUGAUGGCGCUGCACGCCCAACGGCGCAUCUACCACCCCGCUGCACACCAGACUAGCAGCAUAAUCACACGGCCUACGUGUGUCUGUGCCUAUGUGUGCGUGUGAGCGGUAGUGUAGUGGCUAGCACGCUCUGCUACGAACCUGGCGACCCGCGUUUGAUUCCCGCUCACGGCAAACACCGGUGACGAUUAUCUGAACCGGUCCUGAGCCUCCCCUAAAUCGACUCGGCCUCAAAUGAGUACCUGGUGCGGUGUGUAAACAUCGCCGCUAAGGAGACAAAAGCGGCCGGGCGUGGUGUUGGCCACCCACCCCCUCGUGUGCCGUGCCAGCCUUUAUAGGUGCUCGCUAACAGCACUUGCCCCUACAGUCUGUUAACGCUAUACGAGGGAUCUUUAUAUUUGUCUUUGUGUGACUCCGUGGCCAUACACGCACGUCGGCUUGUUUCUGGGCGUCUACGGCUCUGGGAAGCCCACAGCGGGCGCGCGCCUGUUGCGGUGUGGUCCACGACACGACUUUGUUCUGACGAGUCCAGUGCCGAGUCCAGUGGCCGAGCGCGAUGAGCUUGGGCCCUGGUGCAAGGGAAUGAAUGGGAUCCCCUGUCCAAUUCCUCUCUUCUUCGUGGCCCUCGGGCCCUCAGGCCCUUGGGCCCCGAUGCAGUUUCACUGCCUGUGGGCUCGCCAGCGGCACCGCUGGAUAACGCCGCCCACCAUCGCGCCACUCAGGCUGCCAGCUCCAGUCAUUCAGACGCAGCACUGCAUUAAACACCUCCUAGCCGCCCCCCCUCUCUUCCCCCCCCCCAUUAAUUAAACCUGUUCAUUUAAAUAGUUAAGCAGACAACGCACAUUCUUCCCGUGCCUGUCCCUCCACAUAUUAUUACACGUCGUUUUACAGGUCCCAUCAGCCGUAUGGCAUUCUGGGAGUGCAUCAUUUCAGCAGCAUUGGUUCGACACAAACAAACUCUGCGGACUGGUUUUCACAUUUAUUGUCUCAUCAGCAGUCAGGCUUCCUCACACCAGUGCUGGUGAACUGCCGAAUGUUUAUAGGCAAGCACGUGGGCCCUAGUUGGAUGCAAGACUAUACAAUGCAUAGCGCACGUUCUUUUCAUGUGUAAAGCGCAAUGUAUAAUUUAUAAACGCAGGUGCCGCAAAUAAGUAGCCAGCCUUUACAGGGAAGAUAAUUUGCACCGCUGGCUCAGGGCCAUAAGUAAAAGAUGAGCACUGCCCCACGUGAGAGUGGGAAAACUAUUUUGACUUUAAGAACCAAAGUGGUUUCUUGCUCCAGUCAGCAGCGUUAGCGGCGCGCAUCUCAUUACAGCUCUACGCCAGUGGUGUAAAUCCCCAUUCGUCUGAUGGUGGAGAGUUUAUUUAGAGGACACCCACUGUUGGCCUCUCUACGAAGUGGAGUUUAUUUUAUCAAUCCUACAGGGAUAAUGGACUGAGUGAAACCCAUAACCAGGAUUUGAACUCGUGAAGCCUUUUCUGAGCACAAGCUGAUCGCUCUCUCCUGCUAGGCCACCUCUGCUGGCUACAGCUGCGACUUUAAAUUGGGAUGUGUUGAAACUAUCCCAGAUAAACUCUCUCAAUGGAUGGAGAUUACCCCUUGUGAGUCAUUACAGAUAUCGCUCAAUUUACCAAAGGGAUGCGGUUCUUCAAAGAACACGCUUAAAAUAUGUUUUUAAAUAGGAACGGCUUUUCCCAUUAAUUUAAUACGAAAGGUUAGGGAUGUGUUUCGGACAGUCAUUCCAACUCUACUCCCAACCGAAAAUUUGACACCUAUAUGACUUUCCACCAAAAAAAUAACAAAGAACUUCAAUAUUAAAAAGAUUGACUAAUAAUGAAUUUAAAGCUAAAAUAAUUCACCUUUUCAGGGAACUCACCAAAAUAUCUGCUGCAUGUUGGAAUGACUGGCAGGGCGAUGUGGCGGCGUUACUGCUGCCACUGCAGGGACACCGUGACGCUGCCGCGGAUGGAUGACGAUGCAGCCUCCCGGGUGCUUCGUGAUUGAUCUCACAGCAUAUGUCGGAGUGAAAUUUAAUUCACCAAACGUUCAUAAAUCGGGGGAUACCUGUACUGCAAGAAAAUAUUUAACCAUUAGCUCCGCUUUCCAUGUCAUUUGAGUUGCCCACAGUAAUUGCUGGCAGCAUGGCAGCCACCAUCGAAGGGCAUCAGCACCAUUCGCCUCAUGCUGUUGCCCCCUGCUCUGCCCAGUGUUGAUGACGUCGCUCCGGCGAUUGUCAUAACCCAGCCUCGAUGCCGUGCAGCGCUCUGCUCGAGUGGCUGUGUGCGCCCUGACCAAAUCAGCAUAAAUACUGUACACCAAAUCUUGUCGGUGCGAAGCUAAGCAUGGUUUAACAAGCCUGGUUACUGCUUGAUUCGGUGACCACCGGCACCUUCAAUAUGCUGUAGGCAAUGUGCGAGGUGUACGGCAACGGAUUAUUGAAUCUAUCUGUGCAGAGCCGUGAGCGUUAUUCGUCCCGCAUGUGUGGGUGGGACUUCUCCGGCUAAUCUGUUUUUUCUCACACGCGUGCCACUCGUGAAUGGUAUUGGCUAACCAUCUCAAUGUUAUAGGACCCUCAUGAAGAGAGAGUGUUGAGACUCUGUGAGGCUUUGCUGGGCAAUUGGCAUGAUUAUAAUAGCACAUGUAGGUUUGUGGAAUGCAGCUGCUUGCCUAUGCAGUAUUCAGAAGCUCCGAGCUCGGGGGAUAACUGCUGUGAAUGGGAAAUUAACUCAAGCACACGCUAUUUGUUUCCAUUAUUGAUGUUCUCUUGACAAGUUACAUUUAUUUAAAAAUGUACGAGAUAACCUUCCCAACUAAUGUCCACAUUUUAACCCUUAUCGUACUAUAUGUAAACCAUUUUUUUUAUUCCAAAUGUCAAUACUGCACUGUGUCCCUGGUAUAUGGGGCGUCAACUCUGUCCCAGAGUAUCGUCCGCCAUGCAUUAUUAAAAUGUAUCAGAUCUGA